Seriola dumerili (greater amberjack) is the source of this 4324-nucleotide messenger RNA. Its product is annotated as phosphatidylinositol 4-kinase beta-like. NCBI's taxonomy places the organism in Eukaryota, Metazoa, Chordata, Actinopteri, Carangiformes, Carangidae. Gene Ontology annotation, molecular function: 1-phosphatidylinositol 4-kinase activity. Gene Ontology annotation, cellular component: membrane; cytoplasm. The transcript is spliced from 14 exons. Gene Ontology annotation, biological process: phosphatidylinositol-mediated signaling; phosphatidylinositol phosphate biosynthetic process. Bases 344 to 3343 code for a protein of 999 amino acids. The record is from RefSeq and is a predicted model, not a curated record.
UCUAAAGAAACAACUGUUCUGAAAUCCCUCUGUGCUUUUUCUUUGGAAAGAUUAGCGGAAGUGUGGGACGGCUCGGACUGCGGCUGUCUUGACGGAUGUUGCGUCACUGCUGCUUUAAAGCAACCAGACUCGAGCCGAUCCGAGCAGAGCAAGGCCACAAACCGCAGACCAGAUGGACCACCUCAGAACCUGAAAACCAGGGCUGAAAACCGGAAUAAAACCUGGAUUAAAGACCUGGAUUCAACACGGAAACUCCCGGGACGAAAACUGGAGUAAACCCCGAGCCUCGGAGCAUUUAAACCGGAGUGAGGACGCUUCAGUAACCGGGUCCUGCUCUUCCAAAAUGGCCGACGCCGAGGUCUCCCUGUCCCCGGCCUUGAGGCCGCUCCACCUUAGCCCCUCCCACUCUGCCCCGCCCCCUCCACCACCUUCCUCCUCCCCCACCACCUUCUCCUGCCCCUCUUCCCCCUCUAGUGCCUCCUCUUCUUCUUCUUCUUCCUCCUCUUCCUCCUGCUCUGAGAGCUCCUCCGACUGCCCCAACCACCAUCACCAUCAUCAUCAACACCAUCACCAUCACCCCCGCCCUCAGCUGCAGCUGCCCCCGCCCUCCCACAGCGAGCAGCCAUCCUCUCCCAGCGCCAGCCCCCGCAGCUCCAGCCCCAGCGGGAGCAUCGGCAGCUCCGGCAGCCUCGGCAGCAGCAGUAGCGCCAGCGAGGGCAUCGGCAGCAGCGGCAUGUCGAGCGGCGGCGACCCGCGAGGGCCGAGUCCGCCGCUAGAUGUCAUCUCAGAGGACGCCAUGGAGAUGGACCUGGGAGUCGACCAAGUGAUCGACCCUGAAGUCGCUCUGAAGGCUUGUCAAGAAGUUCUUCUCAAAGUCAAGCUGCAGAACAGAGAAGUGCCUGAACAGCAGCAGCUUGACAACAAACAACAACAACAGGACGAUCAACAACAACAACACCAACACAACACAGACUCAACAGAGCGCACCAGUCCUCAGUGGCACAUCAACCCAGACACCAGCUCCAUCAAAGAGGAAGAUGAGGAGGAGGAGGAGGAGGAGGAGGGUAGCUCUGAGAAAGAGGCACAAAAACAAGGCUGUACCUCCCAGCAAACCACACCUCCUUCUGCUCGGCCGGAGUCGUCAUUCCUGCCAUCAGCAGCAGCAGCAUCGUCAUCUAAACAGUCGUGGCUGCUGCGCCUUUUUGAGUCCAAGCUGUUUGACGUUUCCAUGGCGAUCUCCUACCUGUACAAGUCCAAGGAGCCGGGCGUGCAGGCAUACAUCGGGAACCGACUCUUCAGCUUCCCCGACAGCGAGGUGGACUUCUACCUGCCACAGCUGCUCAACAUGUACGUGCACAUGGACACGGAGGUGGGAGACGCCAUCAGACCGUACCUGAUCCAUCGCUGCAGAGGCAGUAUCACCUUCUCUCUGCUGACCGCCUGGCUGUUGGGCGCCUACUCCUCCGACAUGCACAUCUCCACCCAGCGUCACUCCAGGGGCACCAAACUCCGAAAGCUCAUCCUGUCCGACGAACUCAAACCUUCUGCUCCUUCGUCCGACGCUCCCAGACCAAUGUCGGCUUCUGUCUCCGAAAGCCCGGUGUCGUCGCCGUCCCACCGCCGCUGUCACCGCAGGCACAACAGCAGUAACGUGGAGGCGUCCAUCUCCCCAGACAACCCUGCAGCCAGGGAGGAGGAGGUCUUUGUUUCCCCGUCCAGGAGGACCCACCAGAGAUCCAAGUCAGACGCCACCACGGCGAGCAGUGGGCCCGGCACCGGCCUCCGACGGACCGGCAGUAACCCAAAGGUGGAGGCGGUUCACGAGGAGCCGGAGCGUCUCCGUCCUCAGCGGGAGUUUGUCAAGUCUCUGCUGUGCAUCGGGAAACGUUUGGCAACGCUGCCCACCAAAGAGCAGAAGACCCAGCGGCUGAUCUCAGAGCUGUUGCUGCUCAACCACAAGCUGCCGGCCCGAGUGUGGCUGCCCACCGCCGAACACCAGCACCACGUCUGCAGGAUCCCGCACACCCAGGCCGUGGUCCUGAACUCCAAAGACAAGGCUCCAUACAUCAUCUAUGUGGAGGUUUUGGAGUGUGAGAGCUUCGAGACGUCCCAUGUUCCUGUCCGGAUCCCAGAGACCAGGAUCCGCUCGGCUCGUUCUGCAGAGAACCUGGACUGCGGCGGCGCCGCGACUAACACUAACGGGAUGACAUCAGAGCACAGGGCGGGAAGUUUCUCCACCGUCCCAAACUAUGACAAUGACGACGAGGCGUGGGCCACAGAUGAUAUUGGACAGCUGCAGGUGGAGGCGGAGGCUCAGACCAGCAGCAGUGAUAACAUCAGUCAGUUUUCAGUCGACAGCAUCACAAGUCUGGAGAGCAAAGAGCCGGUUUUCAUCGCUGCCGGAGACAUCAGACGUCGUCUGUCGGAGAACCUCGCUCACACUCCAACUUCAUUCAGGAGAGACCCCGAGGACCCAUCAGCUGUCGCCCUCAAAGAACCCUGGGAGGAGAAAGUCAGGCGGAUCAGGGAAGGCUCUCCGUACGGUCACCUACCAAACUGGAGGUUACUGUCGGUCAUUGUGAAGUGUGGAGACGACCUGAGACAGGAGCUGCUGGCCUAUCAGGUCCUCCGACAGCUGCAGUCGAUCUGGCAGCAGGAGCGAGUUCCCCUGUGGAUCAAACCUUACAAGAUCCUGGUGAUGUCAUCAGACAGCGGGAUGAUCGAACCCGUCCUCAACGCCGUUUCUCUGCACCAGGUGCGUAAACAGAGUCAGCUGUCUCUGCUCGACUACUUCCUGCAGGAACACGGCAGCUACACCACCGAGGCCUUCCUCACCGCUCAGAGGAACUUCGUCCAGAGCUGCGCCGGGUACAGCCUCAUCUGUUACCUGCUGCAAGUCAAAGACAGACAUAACGGGAACAUCCUGCUGGACUCUGAAGGCCACAUCAUCCACAUCGACUUUGGCUUCAUCCUCUCCAGCUCUCCUCGAAACCUUGGCUUCGAGACAUCCGCCUUCAAACUCACAUCAGAGUUCGUCGAUGUGAUGGGCGGCCUGGAGGGAGACAUGUUCAUCUAUUAUAAGAUGCUGAUGCUUCAGGGUUUAAUCGCUGCCAGGAAACACAUGGAGAAGGUGCUGCAGAUAGUGGAGAUAAUGCAACAAGGUUCCCACCUUCCCUGCUUCCACGGCUCCAGCACCAUCCGCGGCCUGAAGGAGCGUUUCCACAUGUCUCUGACCGAGGAGCAGCUGCAGCUGCUGGUGGAGCAGCUGGUGGACGGGUCCAUGCGCUCCAUCACCACCAAACUCUACGACUCCUUUCAGUACGUCACCAACGGCAUCAUGUGACCGGAGACGACAUUUGAACCACCGACUGAAUCCAACAGAGACCUCCUCACACACUUCAAAGCAAACGGAAGCAGAAUCUGAACGCGGAGCUGAGGAGAUUCACUGGAUGUGAUUUUCUCGUCCGUCUCCAUCUCUGGAGUUACUCAUUGAUUUUUCUUUUUUCCAAAUACAAGAUUUCAGUGACGUUCAUGUGCAGCUGGGAAACUACAGCACUAAACAGACUGGAUCAGGUGGGCUGCAGAGUUCAGGAUCCUGGUUUAUGGUGUUGCUGCCUCAGACAAAUUUCAUUCACUAACAGACUUUUACUGGAUUUUACUCUGAACCAGCAUCAACCAACGUUCAGAUCACAGAGGAGCAGGAGGGGAAACAUGAAGCUGUCUGUCUGUUUGGAUCAGUUCUCAAGGUAAACUGUUGCUGAAAUGAUGAAAGAGAUUAGUACAAAUCAUGCAGUUACAGUUUUACGUGACCUAACGUGGUCUGAUGAUCAGAUGAAAACAUUUCAGUUUCUCUUCUCUUGUAUUAAUUGGACACUACAUCUUGUAAGAACAGGAUCUUUUCUGCAUCUUUGUUCUAGUUUCCUGCAGAUUCAUGAACAAAGAUCUUUUCAUCACAUUUAUAAAAAAAAACAUCUUUGUCACUUUCAUCUUUAAGCUCCUGUACAUCUGAGGUCUGGUCUCGUUAGACCAGAUAAAGCUUGUUUAAUUAUGAGAUCCAUUUUGAGAUCCAUGUUUACUCUGUUCACUUCAGUGAAUGAAUUGUAGUAGGCACUAAUGAACAGACUGCAAGUCAGCCCAGUAUUUGAGUCUGUUAAAACUCAAACUGACUGAGAUUAAAGUUUGACAGCAGCUUGUUUCAGCUGAUCCUCUCCUGCUUUCGUCUGACUGAAACCAAAACAUGGUUCCAACUCUACUGCACCACAAACACCAGCAGGACAUUCUCCUUCUGAUGAACGGAGAACAUCUGUGAACAUCUGUGAUGGUC